Molecule: messenger RNA, 3491 nt
Organism: Haliotis rufescens (red abalone)
Lineage: Eukaryota; Metazoa; Mollusca; Gastropoda; Lepetellida; Haliotidae
Product: filamin-A-like
Exons: 17
Coding region: 305-2848 (847 amino acids)
Biological process (GO): actin cytoskeleton organization
Molecular function (GO): actin filament binding
Source: RefSeq, a predicted model, not a curated record
GACAUUAAACUUUCAAAAACGAAGAGUCGUGCCGUUCUCGUCGCGUACGCCUAACGGUCACCAGGAAGGUUAUUGUAUUGCAUCAGAUGAGAUAGUAGUAAUUGUUUUCAUUACUUUCUGCUUCGUGUUGAGGGAGACUUGCGGUGUUGCACAUCCACAGAAACACCGGCCCUAUUUAUAAACCCGCUGGAAUACGGCGCGUCUGUGUGCUGUGUCGACAAGACAGAAGAUACUCCUUCUCAAAGCAUCGUGCAGGACACACGCUCAGUAGGAUUCUAUACAAUACCCUACCUUGUAGCUAGCCAUGCCGGAGCAGACACAAGGACCCGUUGUCCAGGACAACAAUGAUGGGACCAUCUGUGUACAGUACAAACCCCAGGCCGAGGGCAAACACGAGGUCCAGAUGACCUGCAAUGGCGACACCGUGAAAGGAAGUCCAUUCUCCUGCAUCGUUGACAGCAUUGGAGGCGGCUUCGUGACAGCGUUCGGCGUCGGACUCGUCGGUGGAAACUGUGGCACGAAUGAGGAAUUCACAGUCGUUGCAGCGAAAGGCACAGCAAAGGACAUCGACAUCAAGAUCGAUGGUCCCAGCAAAGUCGACAUGAAACGUAAAGAUAACCCUGACGGCUCGACCAACGUGAGUUACAUGCCCAUGACACCCGGUGCCUACGCCAUCGCCAUCAAAUACAAGGGAAAGCACAUCAAGGGAUCCCCCUUCAACUCUAAAGUCUCAGGUGAAGGCCGCAAAAGGUCACAGUUGUCGCUUGGCAACAGCAGCGUCUACUCCCUCAAGGUCAUCGAGCCCGACAUCGUCAAUCUCACCGGCACCAUCAAGACUCCCUCAGGCAACGUCGAACCCUGCAUCCUUAAGAGGCUCGGCGAUGGAGAAUUGGGUGUGGCUUCCUUCAACCCCCGGGAAAAGGGUGCAUACACCGUGUACGUGUGUAGCAACGAGAAAAACAUCAAGGGAUCCCCCUUCACUAUUAAUGUUGGGGACAAAGAACUGGCUCAUGCUGCAAAGGUCAAGGUCUCCGGUGCAACAAGUGAAGCCACUGCUAAUAACGGAAACGAAAUCAUCGUUGACACAACGGACUCCGGAUACGGCGGGCUUAGUAUCAACCUCGAGGGCCCUCACCGCUCCGAUGUCAGCCUGAUAGAGAAGAGGACCGACAGACAAUACGUUAUCCACUACAGCCCUCACGAACCCGGCAUCUACAUCCUCAACAUCAGGUUCGCCGACGAUCACGUAACAGGUAGCCCCUUUCUUCUUAAUGUCGGCGGCAACCCUUCCGGUCGUGUGCGCGAGACGAUCACCAAGCAAAUGGAAGCAGCCUCUGCCAGCGAGCCCGGCAACAUGAGUACAUUUAUUCUCCAGAUUCCAGGAACAAACCCCUUCGAUAUGGAGGCUUCGGUGACUGACCCCGACGGCACCACUGAACUGUGUGACGUGAUGGAUCUUGAAGACUUCCACUACAAGAUACAGUUCACGCCCAAGAUUAAGGGAUCCCACAUUCUCAGUGUCAAACACAAGUCCAUGCAUAUCUCCGGAAGCCCGUUCACGUACUCUAUUGGUCAGCUGAAUAUGGGCGGACCCCAUAAGGUUCAGGUCGGCGGACCUGGGUUGGAGAGGGGAGAGGUCGGACUGCCAAAUGUGUUCAAUAUCUACACAAGAGAAGCAGGCCCUGGGUCAUUGAACAUAUCCAUUGAAGGCAAUUCUAAAGCAAAUAUCAAGCUGGAGCCCAGAGAUAACGGUUUCAUCGGAUGCGGUUUCACAGUUGACAAACCAGGCAUGUACGGUGUCCACAUCAAGUACGACGAAAAACACAUCCCCAACUCGCCCUUCAUGGUGAACAUCGCCCCCGACAGCGGAGCCACGAGACAGGUCACUGUUCAGGCUCUGAAGGAUAGAGGCCUACAGGUGGACCGCGCGUCGACCUUCCAAGUGAACUUCAAUGGCGCUAAGGGUUCCCUGCAUGCAACAGUCAGAACGCCAUCUGGUGGACACGAUGACUGCUUCAUCCAGGAGAUGGACACUGGACUGUACGCCGUCCGCUUCAUCCCAAGGGAGAAUGGCGUCCACUACAUCGAUGUUAAACUGAAUGACGCCCACAUUCCUGAUAGCCCCUUCGCGGUCAUGGUGGGGUCAACUGCGGCUGACCCAGCUAUGGUCACCGGAUCUGGAGAUGGACUUGAAGUCUGCAAGUGCAGUCAGAAGGCCAAGUUCAUUGUGAGGACCGCAGGUGCCGGCUCCGGCCUCUUGGCCGUCUUCAUUGACGGACCAUCCAAGGUAUCCCUCAGUUGCAAGGAGGUGGACGAAGGAUACGAGUUCAUAUACACUCCCUUCUGCGCUGGGGACUAUCUCAUCACCAUCAAGUACGGCAACAUCCCCAUCGCUGGCAGUCCCUGGAAGGCUGUGGCUACAGAUGGAUCUUUCAGCAAAGGUAACAUCAAGAGCCGAUCCAAACCAGGUACUGGCCGCAAAGCUGCUCCCGGAAACGAACAGUCCUGCAUGGUGGUGGAGACGGUCGAGAAGAAGCCCGGGGCCUCUGUGAGCAAGAAGUUCCGGGGGGACGCAAGCAAGGUCACCUGCAAGGGGAACGGUCUGAAGAAAUGCUUCACCAACAGACUUCUCAACAUCUCUGUAGACGUCAGGGAUGCCGGCCAGGCCAUGCUUAGCGUCGGCAUGAUUGGACCCAACGGGUUGUGCGAGCCCGAGCUGGCUGUAAAGAAGAUGACAAACACCACCUACCAGGUGAGCUACAAGGUGAUCGAGAUCGGCGAGCACACACUGCAGAUCAAGUGGGGCGAUGACGAUAUUCCCGGCAGCCCCUUCUGCCUCAGCACAUGAGCAGAUCCUGAUUCUUCUGCUGGUGGAACACGUCGCCCACGUCCUUGACCUUUAGCAGCCAUGACCUACCACGAAACGACCCCUGACCCUUAUAGUUUCCUUCCGUUUCCCUACCCACAGCCCUGCACAGUCUUCCAGCAGAAAUGUUACUGUUUCGUCAUUCAGCUUCAUAUUUGAACGUGCCAAUUUCCAUAUCUCAUUUCAAACUUCCAUCAUCUUUCUCAAAGAAUUAUCUGUGAUGUGUCGCAUAUAUGCAUGUUGUUACUCGGACGAGAUCGGCCUAUUAAUAUAAUGUAAUACGAUUAUCGGCAUGUACAUAAAGAUAAGCAGUUUGCUGUGUAUUUUGCAUGAAAUAUGUUCCUAUUUACCACUUAAGUUGUUCCAUAGCUUAUGUUAAUGUCUUAAUUAUUGUAAUGAAUCCAAUAGAUUAGUAUACAGGUAAUAAACAGGGUUUUAUUCUUCAUAGCCUUGUGCCAAUUGUACAAAGCAUGCCAGCGAACUGUUGAAGUGUUCUCAGUCUGUCCUUGGUGUAUUCAUUCUAUAACCUGAAGUGAAGGCUCAUUCAUGUGUGUAUGUACGUACUUCCCUUCAGUGUGGAUUGUUGUGUAAGAAGACAUUUAAAUAAUAAAAUAGUUGACUUUUA